AUGACGAGUUUUAACGAAUUCUCAAGUCAGACAGAAAAUACUAAGCUCAAGGCUGAAAUCGAAGAAUUAAAACGAGCUGUUAAAAAUAUCGAAAAGCAUAAUCGAACUGCUAUUAAUGAUUUAAAGUCUCCGUUACAUUCCACUCCAUUGCCCAACAAUAGGGAAAAUGCACAAGUUACAUAUUCUUCGACUCAUCACGCGGCAGACCAAUCCAUGACUAGCAUUGACUUUGUAACUCCAAGCAUUUCAGAACAGAUAGUCAAUACAAUUUCCGAUACAUCUAACUUUAAUGAAACUUGCUCUGGCGAAUCCAAAUCAUUAGAGGAUGAAGAAGUUGAUGACUUUUUAGAUUCAGAAAAUAGGAAAUGUGUCAGUAAUGAGAUAAGACAGAGGAAUAAGGAAAAAAAGCUAUUACAUAGUAAUGAAGCUUCCGCUUCUCAGGAUCAAGACUUACCUUUAGUUAAUCAAACUGCUUCACCCCCACCAUGUGAUGCAAAAACCGUGACAAAAUGUCACGAUCAAAAUCAUAUCCUUGACAAUUCUGAUACUAUCUCCGAAGUACUUGAAUCAGACAAUCAAAUAGUAGAAGGCUUAAUACAAGAGAUAACUUGUGAUCGCGAUCACGAACAAAGUAUUGUCUCCGAAAUCAAUCCCUUAUCUUCAAUUAACGGAAACAAUGGUGAGGUAAAUGUUAGUGGUAUACAGGUUAUAGUUCCGGACUCUGUACAAAGUUUAUCAGACUUAUUUGAUAAAGCAAUUAAAUCAGGCCAGAAACAAAUUUUAUGUUGGUAUUAUUAUUCUCUAGAAUUCGAAAAUAAGGUGACUUCAAAAACCGUGACAAAAUGUCACGAUCAGACUAAUUCAGAAGUAAGUGAAUCUAUCCCUUCGUCUUAUAUCUCUAAUUCUUCAG
This is a messenger RNA of Diversispora eburnea, 910 nucleotides long. The record is from the annotation of a GenBank genome assembly. NCBI's taxonomy places the organism in Eukaryota, Fungi, Glomeromycota, Glomeromycetes, Diversisporales, Diversisporaceae.